GUUUCUGUUUACAACAAACAAUCGCUCGAAAUGUCGCUAGCCCUACCACGUUCAUCAUCCGCCCUCUCGGCCCCAAGGUCCGGCAACCAACCUCUCGACAGGCAAGACCUCGAUGAAGCCGACGAUGUCGACGACUCUGAUCUCAUGGGUGUACCGCAACCGGAAAAGCGCAUGGUAGAUGCCGACCUGGAUGGCAAGGGCGACUCUGAUGGGGAUGAUGACAAGGACGAUGAUUAUGAUGACCGGGGUGAGGCGGGGCCCGCGUAUCAGCACAUGGGCGGAGCAGCCUUGGGAGGGAAGGGUAAAGGGAAGAAGAAGGAUAACGGGCAGUAUAUUGAAGAGAAGGCAAAGAGAAAGAGGGCAGAAACAUAUAUGUUGCGAGGCCAGAUGGAUGAAGACCAGGGAAGACGGUUCGAUACAUUCAGUACUGUGGCCUUGAACAAGAAUGUAAUCAAGAGGCUGAAUAGGGACCUCUAUGAUCAACACUGUACGCCACAACUAUCACAGGUAGUAGCAGGUAUGGCAAAGAUCUUUGUCGCAGACGUGAUCGAAAUGGCCAAGGAGCUCCAACCCCACUCUGCCAAUCCUGCGGGUCCCUUGCUGCCUUACCAUCUCAAGUUGGCCAAGAUGUGUCUUGAACAAAAGGGUAUGACUAGAAGCAACGUCCAAACACCUGCCAAUGGAUUACGGGGAAAGAAGGCUCUUUUCAGAAGGAGAUGACUUGAAGCGAGCUUGAACCGAAAGAUAUUAAGCUCAAGGUUGUAUCAAUAUACUCAUGUUGUAUCCAGAUGUACAACAUAGAAAACUUCAGUGACCAAGAUGAGAUAUUGCCGUUCAGAAACACAGUGUCCUGCCAUGGCUAUAGCGCUACGUCUUCUCAUGGACGAGAUUUGAGUACCUCUGACUAUCUGUGAUCAAAAAAGCAGACGGCUACGCUCGGUCGUGCCAAAGUUUUGAGAAUGAUUUCUCGAGCAGAGUCUUACACGCUUGAUGAUGAGAAUGAGCAUUUUACCUCCAUGGCUUCCAUGUUCCCGCUUACUUUCUCGCUCUUGAAUCUCUUCUUCAAACUCUCAUGGGGCCGUGGCUGACAUUGCUCGUCCCCACCCUUCCGCCUUGCGUACAGCCUCCAUUACACUUAUAGAUGGAAGAUUAGUGUAUCAACGAGCGCCCACCAUAGUCUAGACUGGACUCGUAUCA
This is a messenger RNA of Cryptococcus amylolentus CBS 6039, 1197 nucleotides long. RefSeq lists its product as hypothetical. Gene Ontology annotation, biological process: transcription initiation at RNA polymerase II promoter; RNA polymerase II preinitiation complex assembly. The transcript has 5 exons. Gene Ontology annotation, molecular function: protein heterodimerization activity; transcription coactivator activity. Gene Ontology annotation, cellular component: nucleus; transcription factor TFIID complex. Bases 31 to 720 code for a protein of 229 amino acids. The record is from RefSeq and is a predicted model, not a curated record. NCBI's taxonomy places the organism in Eukaryota, Fungi, Basidiomycota, Tremellomycetes, Tremellales, Cryptococcaceae.